AUGGUGGCUGGAGUUGAACUUCAACGAAAGCUGCUGCACCGGCUGCGGAUGCAGGGAGAGGCCCCGCAAGCCGAUUCGCGGGACGAGGAUCGCUUGGCGGCUCUGUCUGCCAAGGAGAAAAGACUCCGACAGCAGAUCCUGAGUGCUCAGAAUCAGCGCAAUGAGGAUCGCAAGAAGCAGGGCCAGCAGGCGCUGGCCAGGAAGAUGAAAGAAGAAGAUGAGCAGUGCAAAUGGCAGAAGGCAAAUCUCGUUGUUGUCCUAAAGACCGAGUCCGACAGGGUGGCUGCUCUCCGGGCAGAAGUGAAGACCUACGAGCAGCGCUUAAAGGAAGUGCUGGAGCGAAAGGUCUUGGCGGAGGUCAUGGCAGCCAAGAUGUCGGAGGAGGAGCAGGACGAGCCGAGGAAGUUCGCCAUGAACACUGGGAGCGAAGAUGAGCAGGAGGAUGACAGCGAGGAGGAGGCAGGCAGAGCCCUAAGCGAACUGGAGCUGUCAUAUGAGGGCUUGGAGUUGUUUUCGAUCAUGCCUAUCCCUUCAGCAGUGCGGUUGGCCACAGGCCACAUCCCACACCAAGAGAGGUUGUCAAAAGUCGACAUCCCGGCAACUGGCUUUCCGGAGAGAAAAGGCAUCAGGGAGCUUGAAGCCGAGUAUGGAGUGCAUCUCCGGAACCUUGAAAAGGUUAUGCUGCAACUUCGGCAGGAGCAGGCUGAACAGGCGGAGGAACGACGCUGCCAGUCGCGGCUUGCCGCCCUCAAGAAGAAAAAGAGGGAGGAAGCUGCAGCGGCUGCAGCUGUUGCGGGAAAUCGCUUCCCGUGGAGCAUCGGGAAGUGGAUGAGGAGUGAGAAGACCGAGGCCCCGACGCCAAAGGUGUCUGUGGUGUCCGGCUUCACCAACUUCUCGCCGUAUGCGGCAAUAUGCCGUAAGUACACAGCCGUGGCGGUCUGA
Molecule: messenger RNA, 942 nt
Organism: Symbiodinium sp. CCMP2592
Lineage: Eukaryota; Dinophyceae; Suessiales; Symbiodiniaceae
Source: the annotation of a GenBank genome assembly